CAGGAGUGUGUGCGAGCGAGAGCAGAUGGAGCAUGGAGGGAAAACUCGAAGAGACGUCAAGACGCGAUGGCGGCGAUGUCAGGGCGCAUGCUGGCCGCUUGAGGGCGGUCGGAGAGGUAGAUGGGGCCACGGAGCACAGAGAGCGCAGCAGGCACAGGCAGGAGACAGGUGCAACGAGCCCGGUAGUCGCCUUGAGGUCUCCUCGUACGGGCACAAGCAAGUACAAAGCAAAGCCAGGCCUCGCUUCGAAACGCCAGGCCGAAAGCACGAUCGCACGCGCGCUCGAGGAUGCUUCGUCCCCGCGUUCAGGCAUGGUCCAUCAAGCCCUCUCAGGCACUGACCCCCUUCUUCCUCUCACCGGCUUGGCUUCCACUCACAGGCAGCAGAGGCGGCGCCUGUGCGCCCUGCCUCGCGUGCUGCGCCGGCAUGUGUCUCUGCUGUGCCUGCGACGAUCUAUGCUGUGGUAAGUCCCACCCCCCGCCGGCGUACACGGACGAGCGCGCGUGCGGCGAGGGCGGCUGCUGCAUGGGCUGCGGCUGCUGUUCCGGCGCUGAUUGCAACUGCGACUGUGCCUGAUGAUGUAGACUUGGCUUGAGACGAGAAGCUUUUUGGCUCGACCCGGAUGGCUCGGACAAGUACCCUCUCUCGUUCUCUCGUCUCUCGUUCUCGC
Tilletiopsis washingtonensis is the source of this 670-nucleotide messenger RNA. RefSeq lists its product as hypothetical. The coding region runs from base 289 to 576 and encodes 95 amino acids. The transcript is spliced from 2 exons. The record is from RefSeq and is a predicted model, not a curated record. NCBI's taxonomy places the organism in Eukaryota, Fungi, Basidiomycota, Exobasidiomycetes, Entylomatales.